GAAAAAUCUGGCAUAGAUGACAGCUUGUGAGAACUGCUGCAGCAUACUGUGAAAUGAAAAUUUGAAUCCCCAGUUGAAUGUUUCUCAAGGAAGCGUCAUUAUUACACUGUUUCCAGUACGAUAUCUGAUAUCCAUCGUUUCCAAAGAAGUCUCAUGCCUCAAGGAAGGUCUACAAAUCUUCGAUGUUCUAACGAGACAUUCACCACGACACUACGGCGACAGUAGAUGCUUGUUUUUGUCAGUGCAGUGUUAUAUGUAAUCCAUUUGUUGGGUAUACCGAAUUUCAAAAUAAUGUUCAACUUUCUGAGCAUGCAGAAAAUAAUAGCAGCCAAGUGUUACCAGUGUCCGAACUGUGCAAAAACGUACAAAUAUUCAGCAUCACUAUACAACCACGUGAAGUAUGAGUGUGGCAAGGAGCCAGGUUUUAUGUGCAGUUUCUGUUCCUACAAAACAAAAAGAAAACACAGUCUGAAAGACCACCUUAUCGCUGUGCAUGGAGUGGAACCUGCAAAUUUUAUUUGAAUUGUUAUAUUUUCAUGUAUAAUUUUAUAUCAAGUUACUCGUUAUUCCAAUGAAGUAUACUAUUUUUGUAAAUCCUACACUAUUUACAAUUCACCAUCAACCGUUUUGGUCAUGACAUUGUUUCUAAGUUUCAACUUCGACGGCUAUUAGUAAAUUAAAUUGGACAAAAUCUUCAAAAUCCAGUGUAUCUGGAAAUUUUAUUUAUCUUGAUCGAAUGUGAAUAUACUGAAGAAGCAAGCAACAUACCCUGUAAAAUGGUUUCUGUAUAGUUAACCAUUUUCAAUGUACACCAGUGUGGCUUUUUUAACGGUUUUUGGUGGUUACGUCACAAUGCCGUACGAAAUAAGUAAACAAAUUAAUUAAUGGUAGCAUGUUCCGUAAAGGAAAUUGCCACAGUGCGU
Messenger RNA from Acanthoscelides obtectus, 923 nucleotides. NCBI's taxonomy places the organism in Eukaryota, Metazoa, Arthropoda, Insecta, Coleoptera, Chrysomelidae. The record is from the annotation of a GenBank genome assembly.